Messenger RNA from Necator americanus (New World hookworm), 282 nucleotides. RefSeq lists its product as uncharacterized. The coding region runs from base 1 to 282 and encodes 93 amino acids. The transcript has a single exon. The record is from RefSeq and is a predicted model, not a curated record. NCBI's taxonomy places the organism in Eukaryota, Metazoa, Nematoda, Chromadorea, Rhabditida, Ancylostomatidae.
AUGAUGAACGGAUCGGAGACUUGGGCAGCACCAUCAACGGUUAUGGAGAGGCUUGAUUGCACGGAACGAAAGCUGCUUAUACGGCUACUUGGCUACUUUUGGCCUGGGGUAUGUCACAAUAAAGAUCUUUACGCAGGGAUUGAUGUGUUGUACCGGCGGAUGACACGUAGAAGAUAUCAACAUUUUGCACCGCCAUCGAAAUAUAUUAAGGAGACCGGCAGAUCGCCUUGUUCAACGAGUUCUGAGGAGUUCGUCGGGUUCGAGCUGGAAGAAGCCACCUGA